This is a messenger RNA of Rosa rugosa (rugosa rose), 2860 nucleotides long. Its product is annotated as molybdopterin biosynthesis protein CNX1-like. Gene Ontology annotation, cellular component: cytosol; cytoplasm. Bases 496 to 2493 code for a protein of 665 amino acids. The transcript has 16 exons. Lineage: Eukaryota; Viridiplantae; Streptophyta; Magnoliopsida; Rosales; Rosaceae. Gene Ontology annotation, biological process: Mo-molybdopterin cofactor biosynthetic process; molybdenum incorporation into molybdenum-molybdopterin complex. Gene Ontology annotation, molecular function: molybdopterin molybdotransferase activity. The record is from RefSeq and is a predicted model, not a curated record.
UCUCGAGGUUGUUUGUUCCAUGUUCGCCCAACUCCUCCUCGCUUUGCUUCGGCCUCCAGCUCUCUCUCUCUCUCCCUUAACCAAUCACUCACGCAGAUUAACUUUGAUCUCGAACUGAUUGCAGAGCCUUUCACUCAUACUUAGCUUGAAGAUCUCAAGUCCCUGCUUGCGUCCUUGGCUGCUUAGUCACACAGCGACGGCCAAUUCAUCUCUCCUUGGUUUUUCAGAUAGAGGUUCUUUUCUUCUUCUUCUUUUCUGUGUUGCAAGUGUAGUAGCUACUUCUAUCUUUCUCCGCCUCCAAGAGUGCGCACUUCAAAAUUUCCAAUCUCGGGCAAAUCCCGCAGCAAAGCGCGGGUACCAUUGCUAGUGAAUGAAAGCCGCAGCACGCAAUAGAGGAAGCAGAGGAUCCCCGCCUUUCAAUUGACAUUUGACGGUGCUACAAAGAGAGAGAACUGUGGGUGAAGAGUAGAAACUAGAGACUCUCUCUCGCAGUAGAUGAUGGCGGAGACCAAACCCGCACUGCUCUUCAUGGAGGCGGCUUUGGAAAUAGUUCUGAGAGUUAUCCAGCGGCUGCCACCUGUCACCGUGCCCCUCCAUGAUGCCCUCGAGAAGGUCUUGGCCGAGGACAUUCGCGCCGGCGACCCUUUGCCUCCUUUCUCUGCAUCCAUCAAGGAUGGAUAUGCAGUGGUAGCUUCAGACGGGCCUGGAGAGUAUCCUGUAGUUGCUGAAGCAAGAGCCGGUAGCGAUGGAAUCGGCGUCACUCUCACUCCUGGGACUGUGGCAUAUGUUACUACUGGAGGACCGAUACCUGAUGGUGCUGAUGCAGUUGUACAAGUUGAGGACACUGAACAGGUGCAUGUGCAUUCACAUGAAUCAAAGCGAGUGAGAAUACUGGUUCAGACGAGCAAAGGAGUUGAUAUCCGUCCAGUGGGAUGUGACAUUGAGAAAGAUGAUGUAGUAUUGAUAUCUGGACAAAGAAUUGGUGCUGCAGAAAUUGGUAUACUUGCUACUGUUGGAAGGACAAUGGUGAAGGUAUAUCCCACUCCAAAAAUCGGUGUGCUUUCCACGGGAGAUGAACUUGUAGAGCCAACGACAGGUUGUCUGAGUCGCGGCCAGAUCAGGGACUCCAACCGUGCUAUGAUAAUGGCAGCUUCACUACAGCAUCAUUGUGAAGUUAGUGAUUUCGGCAUAACUAGAGAUGAUGAAGAAGGACUUGAAAAGAUCAUAGAUACUGUCAUUUCUGCUGGAAUUGAUAUUCUUCUCACCUCUGGAGGUGUUUCUAUGGGAGAUAAGGACUUUGUCAAACCACUGUUGCAUAAGAGAGGGACGGUGCAUUUCAGUAAGGUGUGGAUGAAACCAGGGAAACCCUUGACUUUCGCGGAGAUCAAUUCUGAACCAGCAGAUAAAAUGAGAAUGAGAAAACUUUUUGCGUUUGGGCUGCCUGGAAAUCCAGUUAGCUGUCUUGUCUGCUUCCAUCUAUUUGUGGUACCAACCAUCCGCUUUCUUGCUGGAUGGGCAGACCCUUUGCCUUUCAGAGUGCAGGCUUGCCUUCUUCAGCCUGUAAAGACAGAUCCAGUCCGUCCAGAAUUCCAUUCUGCUAUUGUCAGAUGGGAGUUAAAUAAGGGAUUGGGUAAUCCUGGCUUUGUUGCGGAGAGUACUGGCCACCAGAGAAGCAGUAAGAUUUUAAGUAUGAAGUCUGCUAAUGCGUUGUUGGAGUUGCCUGCAACAGGCAGUGUAAUACCCGUUGGGACUUCUGUGUCUGCCAUUAUUAUUUCCGAUAUAAGUACUGUUGCUAUUAAUAAAACUUCCUCAUCCCCGGGUCCAGCUUCUCAUAUAGAAAGAUUUAGAACACAAGAAUUAUCCGUAGCUGAGUCUCGCGAUGCUGAUUUGAGAGUAGCUAUUCUUACUGUGAGUGAUACUGUUGCAUCCGGGGCUGGGCCGGAUAGGAGUGGUCCAAGGGCAGUUUCUGUUGUAACUUCUUGUUCAGAAAGGUUGGGAGGAGCCAAGGUUGUUUCAACGGCUGUGGUACCAGAUGAUGUAAGCAAAAUUAAGGAUGUUCUGCAGAGAUGGAGUGAUAUCGAGAAUAUGGAUCUCAUCCUCACCCUUGGUGGCACUGGAUUUACCCCACGAGAUGUAACUCCAGAAGCAACCAAAGAGUUGAUUGAGAAAGAAACACCUGGUCUUCUUCUUGUCAUGAUGCAAGAGAGUUUAAAGGUGACACCAUUUGCUAUGCUCUCCCGUGCUGCAGCAGGAAUAAGAGGGUCAACAUUGAUCAUCAACAUGCCGGGGAAUCCAAAUGCGGUUGCUGAGUGCAUGGAGGCUUUGUUGCCUGCCCUCAAGCAUGGAUUAAAGCAGAUAAAGGGAGAUAAGAGAGAAAAACAUCCUCGACAUGUCCCUCAUGCGCAAGCUGCGUCCUUGGAUACUUGGGAGCACAGUUAUAAGUUGGCCUCGGGUACUGGUAAAGACUCGUCUGGUUGUUCUUGUUGCCAUUAAACUGGAGGAUUAAAAGUCAUACAUGUAAUCUUGUUUAUUGUUGCUAUGUAUAGUUUCUACAUGCAACCAAAGUAGCUAGCUGUUUGUUUGUUUUUUUUUUUUUUGGGUGAAAGAUGAAAGAACUCUAUUUAUCAAUAUCAAGAAUCCCAAAAUAUGGGAAUGACUGUGGUGAAACUUUUUUCCCACUCCCCUCCCUAGUAAAACCUUAUUGGUCUAUGAUUCUCGAUGACAUCCAUAAACCAAGAGGAACAACCUCUAACCAACCAUAGCACUCAUGUUCUCGGGUUACAAUCAUAGUUUAUCACUCAAGUGUCAUUAUGUAGAAGCAUGAUCAUAUAGUAAAAUUUAUAUUCUUACUUUACUAGUA